AAGAACAAUUUAAUCCAAAUGCGAAAUAAAGAAUUACAUAAGUAUGCCAUCCUCUGAUGCUGAAAUAAUACAUUUAAAUGUUGGUGGUAAAAGGUUUUCAACUUCACGUUCAACUUUGACUUGGAUACAAGAUUCAUUUUUUUCAUGUCUAUUAAGUGGAAGGAUAUCCUCUCAAAAAGAUGAAACUGGUGCUUAUUUUAUUGAUCGAGAUCCAGAUGCAUUUGUACCAAUACUAAAUUUUCUUAGAACCAAGGAAUUCAAUCUCAGGGGAGUUGACUUUAGUGUUGUGUUACAUGAAGCAAAAUAUUAUGGCAUUACUCCUAUUGUUCGUCGUCUUACUUUGUGUGAGGAUUUAGAAAAUAGUUCAUGUGGUGAUCUGCUAUUUAUUGGUUAUCUUAAUCCUCCAGAUUUAACUGAAAAUCCUUUUGAAAUCAAGUCAUCACGUAGAGGCUCGAUGAGCUCUCUAAUGGACUGUCUCGCAUCAAAUCACCAACAGUGGCUAGGUGUAAUGAAAAAUGCCAAGUCAGAGCCAAAUCUUAAGUUUGAUGUAGAAGUAGAUAGACGUAAGGUGCUAAUCAUCAGAGGUCACCACAAUGUCUUGGCAGUUGCAUACACACACUUCGUCUGCUGUUAUCGACUAGAAGAUUCGAUUGGUUGGGAGUGUAUAUUUACAACUCCAUAUUUAGAAAAUUGUUUAGAGAAAAUUUCAAUUAAUGUAAAAAUGCCUGGAACACUUGGAAAUAAAUUGCUUGCUUGUUCUUCUGGCUCAAAGAUUCGAUUAUGGAAUUGUGACACUGGUACUCAUAUUGGAAUGUUUGAUUUGUCUGUCCCUGUUGAUUCAUUAUCAUUUUUUGGCAGCCAUUUGGUUGCAAUCAGUUUUACUGGAAAAAUUGGUGUGUGGAAUGUCAUAACUCAAAGUUGGAGGAUUCAAGAUGUUAUUGCAAUUUCAAGUUAUGAUACGGCUGGUUCAUUUCUUUUAUUGGGUGGAACUAAUGGAGUUAUUUACUAUGUUGAUAUGGAAAAAUUUCCACUUAGAAUGAAAGAUAACGAUUUACUAGUCACCGAGUUGUUUAAAGACCCAAAUGGUGAUUCCAUUACAGCAAUGUCUGUUUAUCUCACACCUAGAGCAACAUUUGCUGGAAAUUGGAUUGAAAUAGCAUAUGGGACAAGUUCUGGUACAGUAAGAGUUAUUGUUCAUCAUCCUGAGACAAUAAAUAGUGGUCCACAGCUUUUUCAGACAUUUACAGUACAUAGAAGCAGUGUAAAACGUGUUAUAUUAAGUGAAAAGCAUCUAAUUUCAGUUUGUUCUGAGUAUAAUCAUGUUCGAACAUGGAGUGUUACUCGAUUUCGUGGUAUGAUUUCCACUCAACCUGGACCUAAAUCUCUUUCUUCUUUUAAUAUAAUUGCUUUAGAGCAAGGUCAUCCUCAUCCUAGCUAUAAAUGUGGAAACUGUAUAGGUCCAUAUGGAGAUAAAGAUGAGCAAUUGUUAUUUGUUCAAAAAGUUGUUCCAGAUACUGACCAAAUAUUUGUUAGAACUGCUGCUUCUGGUAGAACCAUAAUGACAUGCAAGAGUGUUGAUGGAUCACAUAUAACAUCAUUUUUUGUGCAUGAAUGUGAUGCUGCAACAAGGAUGGGUUCAAGACCUCGAAGGUUUUUGUUUACUGGCCAUGGAAAUGGAGCUAUUCAGAUGUGGGAUGUCUCCACAGCACUUGAUAAAUUUACCAAGUCACCUGAAACAGCAACUUUACAAGGACCAAGCGACGUUGAAAUUAUAAAAUUACUUGGUAGUUGUGAUCUAAGUAUGUCUCGUUGUGCUACUCCAAGAGGAUCUCAACAGUCAUUGAGUAAUUUUCGUCAUAACUUUUUACGCUUCAAUCAUAGUUUUUCUUCACAGAACUGUACAUUAAAUGAAGCUCAAACGUUUACACUAAACGAUGCAAAAACAAAUAUUACACGCCAGGAAAUGAUUCAUCAACCAAAUAAUUCUGUACAAUUAUCUUUACCAGAGGAGCAUAAUGAGUUAUUGUCCGGUUGAUAAAUAGUCUCGAUACUUACAGACAGCGUAUUAGUCAAAAAAAGAAAAAUUGUAGUUCAAGUUUUAAAUUUGGUUUUGUC
Molecule: messenger RNA, 2115 nt
Organism: Hydra vulgaris (swiftwater hydra)
Lineage: Eukaryota; Metazoa; Cnidaria; Hydrozoa; Anthoathecata; Hydridae
Product: BTB/POZ domain-containing protein KCTD3
Biological process (GO): protein homooligomerization
Molecular function (GO): protein binding
Source: RefSeq, a predicted model, not a curated record